AUGCCGAUCAUCCACCACCAGAGAUCCCUACAGUCCCUGGAGAUUUGCACGAUUCACCAAACGAUACUUCUGAGGGAAGAGGUUCUUCAUGACGAAGGUUUUACUGAGCCUCUGUCUAAGAAAGCCAAAUCUGAUGCUGCUCCACCAGCUGCUGCGGCUUUCGAAGCUUCGGCUCCUAAGGCAGCUCCCGCAGCUCAGGCUUCGACUGCUUCUUCCCUCUCCAAGGGGAAAGAUGUUCCUGCCGCCACCACGGCUCCUCCUUCUGAUCUGCGAGGUGUUAUAUCUUCUUUGGAGGCCUUUGCCUCUCAAUUUACCUCUCUGGAAGCAGACAAAGUUCGACUGCGGGAGGAGGUUAAAUCUUCUUCUUCGAAGUUGGACGGCGCCAUUAAAAAGGCUGGCACGGCUUGCCAGGAAGUCGACUCCCUAAAAGAGGAACUGGGCAAACUGAAGGAGAGGCUGAAAGAGGAGGAAGCUCGGGCAGCUGAAAAGGAUGAGCUCCUUCGUCAGUCUUCUUGGCUCUAA
Molecule: messenger RNA, 522 nt
Organism: Lolium perenne
Lineage: Eukaryota; Viridiplantae; Streptophyta; Magnoliopsida; Poales; Poaceae
Source: RefSeq, a predicted model, not a curated record